Molecule: messenger RNA, 1532 nt
Organism: Hibiscus syriacus
Lineage: Eukaryota; Viridiplantae; Streptophyta; Magnoliopsida; Malvales; Malvaceae
Product: heptahelical transmembrane protein 1-like
Exons: 4
Coding region: 286-1374 (362 amino acids)
Biological process (GO): response to hormone
Cellular component (GO): membrane
Molecular function (GO): signaling receptor activity
Source: RefSeq, a predicted model, not a curated record
UUGCAGUAUGCAUGCAACAAUUAGAAUUCUUCCAUUAACAAUGAAUUACAUGUAGUUUUGAGUAAGCUCUAGAGGCGGAGGCUUUUGAUUUUCUCUCCCCUUGCAGUUGGUAUAGUUACCUAUCUAUCUGCCAUCCCCACAAGCUAAUAGUACCCUUUUUUUAAUUUUCAUCAUCAAUUCGUUCUUCUUUAUAUAAAUCUUUCAUAAGGGUUCUCUAUUGUUCUUGAAGAUCAUCAAGCUCUUGUUCUGGAUUCUAUAUUAUUUUUUAAAAAAAAGCUCGGGAAGAUGGAUCCGACUGUCGAGUCCAAGCUCGUUUCCGAUACGAAAAGCGGGAAGAAAUUAGGCGACGACGACCGCCCGCGGCAGGGGCCGAACAAGGUUAAAAAGCGGACGUCGUCAUCGUCUUCGUGUGUUUUGGUGUCGUACAAGGAGUUGCCGGAGUACAUGAAGGACAACGAGUUCAUACUGAAUUAUUACAGGGCUAAUUGGUCUCUCAAGGAAGCUCUUUUCAGCGUCUUUGGUUGGCAUAAUGAAACACUUAAUGUGUGGACGCAUUUGCUUGGGUUUCUUCUAUUUUUGGGAUUAACCAUGGCGAACUUAUUGGAACUGCCACAACUAGCGGAUCUCAUUACAUUCUUCACCAGGUCAUUUCUCUCUGAUGGAGACACCGAUGUUUCUCAUAAUUCUAAAGACCUAUUUCUGGGAAUAACAAAUCUCGUCGAUUUUAAUCGAAUAGCGACCGGCAAAUUGGAUAUGACCGUCCCGGUGACGCCUGUUACCCGUUGGCCGUUCUAUGUAUUCUUAUGCGGCUCCUUGUUCUGCCUCCUAUCCAGCAGCGUUUGCCACCUCUUUUCUUGCCAUUCACACAAUCUAAACCUUUCAUUGCUGCGACUCGACUAUGCCGGGAUCACCGCCAUGAUCAUAACAUCAUUUUUCCCUCCUAUCUACUACAUUUUCCAAUGUGAUCCGCGAUGGCAAUUCGUCUAUCUCGGUGGGAUCACCGCUCUAGGCCUGUUCACCAUUGUAACGCUGCUAUCCCCGACUCUGUCCACAGGCAAAUUCCGUUCAUUCCGAGCCCUACUCUUCACUUCCAUGGGGCUCUUCGGCGUUGUCCCCGGACUCCAUGCUGCAAUGGUCAACUGGUCGAAUCCGCGUCGCAACAUCACCCUGGCCUACGAGUUCGCCAUGGCUGUAUCCUAUCUAACAGGGACCAUGUUCUAUGUGACUCGGAUUCCGGAGCGGUUGAAGCCCGGAUGGUUCGACAUAGCGGGGCAUAGUCAUCAAAUCUUUCAUGUUCUAGUGGUGAUGGGUGCAUUGGCUCACUAUGGCGCUUCUCUUGUAUUCUUGGAAUGGCGUGACCGUAAUGGCUGCUAAAAUUGCUCUUCUUUGUCGUCUCACACAAAGCAGGGUUCGUGUUUGCUUCAAUUAAGGCAUUUAACUACGAGGAAUGCUCGUUUGUUUUGCUAUACACAUAUAUAUACGUAUUUGUAACUUUGGUAAGGUUAGAUUGUUGGGAUUUGUACUUGAAGUCA